Cuscuta epithymum is the source of this 1402-nucleotide messenger RNA. The record is from the annotation of a GenBank genome assembly. Lineage: Eukaryota; Viridiplantae; Streptophyta; Magnoliopsida; Solanales; Convolvulaceae.
UCCGCUCUCUCUGUCCGCUAGACUCGGAGCACUGGAACGACAAACAAACGAAGCGACGAAGCACUGACCGACGAAGGCGACAACUCACUGACGAACGCCGCCUCCCAUCACCAGUGCCAGCCCGCCACUGGACCACCGCGCUCCGCCUCCUCGAAUCAAGCCUGUCCACCGCUCCACCACAGGUCCGCAACUGCACAGUAUUGGCAGUAACUCAGCCCAAAUUUUGUUGCAGAGUCUCCAUUUUCUCAGGACCGACCCUUGUCUCAUAGUUUUCGUGGUUCAAGCCUUCCGAAAUUCUGAAACAUGCCGCAGGGAGAUUACAUAGAGCUUUACAGGAAUAGAUACGGCUACCGCUUUGAUCACUUCGAGAAGAAACGCAAGAAGGAGGCUCGUGAGCCUCACAAGCAUUCUUAGAUUGCUCAAAAGACUCUAGGUAUCAAGGGUAAGAUGAUUGCUAAGAAGAACGACCGUGAAAAGGCCUUGAUGAAGAAAACAUUGGCAAUGCAUGAAGAGUCAUCAUCAAGGAAAAAGGUUGAUGAUGAAGUACACGAUGGAGCUAUUCCAGCCUAACCUCUUGAUCGUGAAAGUACCACAAGAGCAAAGGUCAUCAGCAAUACCAUAAAGCAAAAGAGGAAAGAGAAAGCAGGAAAAUGGGAUGUUCCAUUACCUAAGGUAAGGCCUGUGGCUGAAGGUGAAAUGUUUAAAGUAAUCAGAACUGGCAAAAGAAAGACCAAACAAUGGAAGAGGAUGGUCACAAAAGCCACUUUUGUAGGUCCAACUUUUACUAGAAAACCUCCAAAGUAUGAGCGUUUCAUACGACCCUCAGGCAUGCGUUUCACUAAAGCUCAUGUGACACACCCUGAACUCAAGUGUACUUUCAAUCUUGAAAUCAUUGGUGUGAAGAAAAACCCAAAUGGUGCAAUGUAUACAUCUCUUGGCGCCAUAACCAAAGGAACCAUCAUCAAGGUGAACGUCAGUGAACUUGGUCUUGUAACUCCUGCUUGAAAAGUUGUCUGGGGGAAGCAUGCUCAAGUGACGAAUAAUCCUGAAAAUGAUGGCUGCAUCUAUGCGGUUCUCCUUGUUUAGAUGAACAAAAUGGCGUCAUCUGAAGCUGUGUCUCUAGGCGUGCCUGAACCAGUGUCUGAAGCUGUGUGUAAACCCGUGUCUGAAGCUGUGUGUAAACCCGUGUCUGAAGCUGUGGGUAAACCCGUGUCUGAAGCUGUGUGCAAACCCGUGUGUGAAGCUGUGUGCAAACCCGUGUGUGAAGCUGUGUGCAAACGCGUGUGUGAAGCUGUGUGCAAACGCGUGUGUGAAGCUGUGUGCAAACCCGUGUGUGAAGCUGUGUGCAAACCCGUGUGUGAAGCUGUGUGCAAACCCGUGUCUGAAGCCGUGUGCAAACCCG